AGAAACUUUUCCAGCUCUAGUCAACAAACCAAACCCGCGGGAGCCGAUGCCGUGUCCCUGGGCGAAAAAGGCAUAGCUUUGCCGUCCGCCAUGACUAGAGAUCCGAAGCUCCCCAAGCCGCCGCUGCCGCUGCCACCGGCGGCGAGGAGACUAGCAGCCUCCCCCAGCCUCUCCGACAAGCUCCGGAGGCACUCCCCCUGGCUCCUCCUCCUCAUCUGGUUCGCGCUCUCCUUCUCCCUCUUCCUCUCCGCCGCCCCUCCCGCCGCUUCCCCCCUCCUCCGCCGGCCCCCCGCCUUCCUCCACCACAAGCCCCGCGCCCUCGCGGAGGAAACCACGAGCGCGCCGCCCCCCGCCGUCCGGAUCUACGUCUACGACCUCCCGCGCCGCUUCAACCGAGACUGGCUCGCCGCCGACCCGCGGUGCGCGCGCCACCUCUUCGCCGCCGAGGUCGCCCUGCACGAGGCCCUUCUGGGGCACUACUCGGCCGUGCGCCCGGAGGACGCCGACCUCUUCUUCGUCCCCGUGUACGUCUCCUGCAACUUCUCCACGCCCAACGGGUUCCCGUCGCUGUCCCACGCGCGCGGGUUGCUAGCCGACGCCGUCGACCUCGUGCGCCGGGAGGCGCCAUACUGGAACCGCUCCGCCGGCGCCGACCACGUCUUCGUCGCGUCCCACGACUUCGGCGCGUGCUUCCACCCCAUGGAGGAUGUGGCCAUCGCGGAUGGCAUACCGGACUUCCUGAAGAGGUCAAUCCUGCUACAGACAUUCGGUGUACAGGGACCUCACGUGUGCCAGGAGGCGGAGCACGUGGUUAUCCCGCCACACGUGCCUCCGGAGGUGGCUCUUGAGAUACUGGAACUGGAGAAGACACGGAGGGACAUUUUUGCUUUUUUCCGAGGCAAGAUGGAGGUCCACCCUAAGAACAUUAGUGGCCGCUUCUACAGCAAGAAGGUGAGGACUGAGCUACUACAACGGUAUGGUCGCAAUAGCAAGUUCUACCUUAAGCGGAAGCGGUAUGACAACUAUCGAUCAGAGAUGGCUCGCUCAUUGUUCUGCCUCUGCCCUCUGGGAUGGGCACCAUGGAGCCCUCGGCUUGUGGAAUCGGUCCUCCUCGGUUGCAUUCCUGUCAUAAUUGCUGAUAAUAUACGGCUGCCAUUCCCUUCUGUCCUUCGGUGGUCAGAUAUCUCGUUGCAGGUGGCUGAGAAGGAUGUCGCCAGUCUUGAAAAGGUGCUAGACCAUGUUGUGGCAACCAACUUGACAGUGAUACAGAAGAACUUGUGGGACCCUGUGAAGCGGAAGGCGCUGGUCUUCAACCGCCGUUUAGAAGAGGGAGAUGCCACAUGGCAAGUGUUGAGGGAGCUGGAGGUUUUGCUAGACCGUUCUCAGAGUAGUUAUGUUGGAUCAUGGAGGAGGUGAAGACCCAAGGGAGAGGCACAUCGCUAAGGGAUUUUUUUGUUGGUUGCUGACAUCUAAUCUGUUGCAGCUGUGCAACAACAGCGUGCAGCUCACACUUGCUGCCUAGCCGACAAGAUCAAUAGUUGAGCAUCAGCACACCAGACAUGGAACUUUUUCUUGCCAGAAGUUCAGAAUGUCAAUUCUUCACAUUCUAUCGCAAUUUUUAGCGGUCAGUCGGAUGGUUUGCAAGUGGUGUAUAGUGUAACAACAGAACAGUAAUGGACUGACAAACUGGCAAGGUCUGUACAGGAAAUUAAUUUUAUUCAUUUGGUAAAGGAAGUAUAAAGAUUGUAUUACAGAGGAAUGAUUUGUGAAAAUGUACAUUUAUAUACUUGUAGAGUUGUUCUCAUGGUCCAUACAUCCAUGAACUAGAUGUCCAAGCUUGUUGUAUGAAAAUGGUUUCACUUAUAUUCCAAAAAGAAAAGGUUGUUUAAGUUU
This is a messenger RNA of Brachypodium distachyon (stiff brome), 1893 nucleotides long. Its product is annotated as probable glucuronosyltransferase Os03g0107900. Lineage: Eukaryota; Viridiplantae; Streptophyta; Magnoliopsida; Poales; Poaceae. The coding region runs from base 91 to 1416 and encodes 441 amino acids. The record is from RefSeq and is a predicted model, not a curated record. Gene Ontology annotation, molecular function: glycosyltransferase activity. The transcript is spliced from 3 exons.